Messenger RNA from Seriola aureovittata, 2919 nucleotides. It is a transcript of the gene cfap92, whose product is annotated as cilia and flagella associated protein 92 (putative). The record is from RefSeq and is a predicted model, not a curated record. The transcript is spliced from 12 exons. NCBI's taxonomy places the organism in Eukaryota, Metazoa, Chordata, Actinopteri, Carangiformes, Carangidae. The coding region runs from base 47 to 2911 and encodes 954 amino acids.
AGCUCCUGAAAAGGCCAAGAAAACAAAUAAAGACUCAACUACUGUUAUGGUGAAAGCCCAUAAAGCUCAGAGCUGCUAUCAUAUCGAAUACAAGCUGUUCCCAGGUGAUACAGAGACAAUCAAGGUGGACCUAAUAGUGUUUGGACCAGUAGCAAAAAUGUACAAAGAAGAUGAGUUCAAGAUUCUGAGAACAUGGCAUGAAGCAGAUCAGACCUGGGUUGGUUGGACCCAGAUAUUCAAAGUCAGAGUCGACAGGGACAUGUUGAUCAGUCUACUUCCUCAUAAGAUCAAGCUGGAGAUAUGUAACAGUAAGGACAAACUGUGCAGCCAGGCCCGCUAUGAGAGACUGAAAGCCUUCAAAUUGCCACAGGAUCUGCCUGAUGAUACAACAGACAUGUGUGACAAGAACUUGGCUCCACAAGUGAAAACAGGUUUUCAAAAACCCACUGAUGAUUAUGACCUUGAGGACAUAAAAAAGAAUGGCACCGCAUCAGUUGAAGUUAGUCCCAUUCGUUUGUUGGCAGGUGACACCUCAGUGACCGAACGCUUCCCCGUCUAUUCAUUUGGUGUAUUUGAGGUCAUGUUCAACAUCUGUCUGGACAGACCUCUAUUGUCCGACCAACUGAUAGCUGAGCUCAAUCCACUGGUCAUCACAAUUUUGUCAGCCAAAUCAAUGCCUUCAUCCCCGGUGCCUUUCCAUGUCCUACAGGAAAAAUGCAUGCCUGUCUAUUGCCAGUACAAGUUCCAUAACUUGAGCAUGCACAAAACAAACCAUCACAAGCACGGCCCCAACAUCUACUUCAGAGAUGUAAAUGUGAUCCUGACUGGCUUGAUGAGUCCUCAAGAGCUCCAAGAGUUCCUGUCCAGUCCGCCUCUGCAGAUAGAGGUUCAUGAUCGUGACAGAAAGUUAGAAGAAACACCAAAAACUCCAGCAAUGCUUGGCACAGGCUCAGAUGAUCACAUCCAGAGCGAUGCAGCACCAUUCAAACAUAAAAUGAAGGCUUUUAACUCAUAUGGUAUUGCAAGCCUGGACCUGUCUGAGUUGCUACUUGGGAGGAAAAGUCUAAAGUUGUACUUACCAAUCAAAUGCUGCUCUCCACCUCCGCAGCUGGAUAGAGAAGGAAGUGCACGGAACAGGACGGUGACAGACACAGCUGCGAGCAAAGAUCCCAUGCCACAGGCCCAUUAUUAUGAUGCCAAUUCUCAACUCAAAGUCACAGUUGAGGUAGCUCGCCCACUGAAUGUUAAGACCGACAGCUGUGAAUCGGAGUCCUAUGAUGGUCCAUUUGGGCGUAUUGUCUACCUCUUUGAUUACAACAACUUCUCUGUCAUGACCAAGCUGAGAUCAGAGAUCCUCACAAUCAAUGCAUCUGCCUUCCAUCUGGCCCCACGCUCACUGGAAAAUAUAGAGAGAGCUCUAUCAAACUACACAAUGAAUUUCAAGCAUGAUGAGAGCAAGGAUCUGGAUUUCGUCUCAGGAUUCCAUGUGCUAGAUAAGAGGAGACACAUCUUUGUUCUAGAAGGGCUGAAACAUAAAGCAGUGAAGAGACUUUGGGAGGCUGUUCCUAUGAUGUUAAGCGAGAGUGAGGAGGAGCAGGUGAUAGUCCGCUACAAUCCAAACCUGUGUUUCUUCAAGCGCAUCUAUGACUCAUUAGAUAUGGGCUUGAGUCCUAUCCAUCUAUCUGCAUCACUACAGACCAUCAUGAGACAGCCUCGGCUUUACAUUAGAGGCAUGAUCCCCCAACCCUGCUUCCAGGCUUUGUCAAGGUUAAGUCAGCUGGCUCAAGUAAGGCAACUCAAAGACGUGGUGCAGUACAACCUCUUCCCCUCAGCUGACAUGAUUCUCAGCAUGAGCAAGGAAUAUGGCACAUAUGAUGAGCUGUGGAAGCAAAAAGCCAGAGCAAACACCGAGAUAGACUCACCCUCUCUGCCUGUCAGGAUGAAAAGACAUGCACCGCUUGACAUGCUCAACAGAGAAUAUAUCAGAUGGAAACACAACAGUCAGGGGAUGCAAUUCCACCACUCCAGGGACUUUAUUCAGGAAAAUAUUCAAAUGGUGCAAGAGGAAAGUAAGCAGGUGCCAAAGCCAGAGGCUGCUGUAAUAAGGAUGGAUACAACCAGGCCAGUACACAUCUACAGCAUCCAGACCUUCAACUCAAGUGAGCAAGUCAAGGAGCUGCUCCAAAAAGAGAUGGCUAAGAUGCCUGGGCGGAGGUUCACCUACAGUCAGCAGUACCACAGUGCUACAGUGGAGCCUGGAGACAUGACUUCUAAAAAUGACUCCAGCUCUGCUGCUGCCUCUUCAGUUUGGUUCUCAAGUAUGAGAGGUGACAAGUCCAAAGUGCACCCCAGACACCCAGGCGAGGCUCGUGUGGAAGAGCUGAGGAAGCCAUGGAGAGAGAACAUCCUACACGCCAACAUACUGAAUCCCACACUCUCACGGGACAGAUGGGUCUGGAACCAGCGCCAUGAGGACUUUCAACUCUACAGCAAACCUCCCCCUUUCUUCGGCACACCUCCAGUCACCAUUCACCUGGCUGGAGAGUCUCUACAGCAGGAAGAGCUGGAAGCAGCCAGAGCUCAGUACAGUCGCCAGCUGAAGAAGCCGGCUCCUGGUAGCAGCACCAACCGACCAGACAACGGCCCCGUCUCAGAGUUCAUGGGGGAAAACUCAGAGGCAAUUCAGGAUAUACUGAAAGACGAACCGAGGAAGUAUUCACUGAGGAAGCCAGGCCGGAUGCUGAAGCCUUUGCCUAAAUCAUCUGUGAUGAACAUGCUCGACAACAAAGCAGAGGCUCCAGCUCUGGCUCCAGGCCCCUGCAUGGACAGCUGCAAGAACAACGCCACACCCAGACAUAUCUCUCUUCACAAAGAUCACUACAUGUCAGUUCAAGUUAGAACUUUUUAUUAGGAAAAAAA